Pseudocercospora fijiensis CIRAD86 is the source of this 258-nucleotide messenger RNA. RefSeq lists its product as uncharacterized. The record is from RefSeq and is a predicted model, not a curated record. The transcript has 5 exons. NCBI's taxonomy places the organism in Eukaryota, Fungi, Ascomycota, Dothideomycetes, Mycosphaerellales, Mycosphaerellaceae. The coding region runs from base 1 to 258 and encodes 85 amino acids.
AUGCAGGCGGACAACUUGGAUUUUCGCGGGCGAGAGUUUUCGGUUGUUGCGAUUCCCUGUUUCACCGCAUGCAGCUUCGAAUGGAAUGCAAUGCAAUGCAAUGCAAUGCACGGAGCUAUGGCCGUGCCGUUUGCUGCGGAAGAUGUCCCGCAAGAUGAUUCCUCAUCUUUCUCGUCCUACGACACGGCACGAUUAAUGCUUCGUUUGAUGGCGACCACGCGCAUGAAACGGGCGCGGGCUAAUGCGAUGCGCGACUGA